AUGAAUAAGUUAAUUAGUUUAUUACUUGUAUGCUUAGUUGCUAUUGCAUUAGUGAAUGCUGAUUGUGCUAUCGAUUUUGAUAGUGACACAGUAAACUCUGUUACAUCUAGUGAUUGGAGUUGCUUAGCUGCUAGCAAUGAUCGUGUUAUUAUGCAAGUAUUUUCUGGUGGUUAUGGAUAUACUUCAGGAAUUGCUUCUGCAGUCCAAGGUGCCCAAGCAGCUGGUAUUUCUACAAUUGAUCUCUAUGCAUUCUUAUGUAAUCAAUGCUCAGGUAAUAGUCCAUCAUCUUCAGCAAUCCAAAGUAUUGUAUCUCAACUUCAAAAUGAUGGUGUUUCAUACAAUAUGUUAUGGAUUGAUGUUGAACAAUGUGAUGGAUGUUGGGGUGAUUUAGGUGACAACGCAGCAUUUGUUCAAGAAGCCGUUGAAACUGCCCAAAAUCUUGGUGUUAAUGUUGGUGUUUACAGUUCAAUUGGUGAAUGGAGUCAAACUGUAGGUAAUUUAAGUGGUUUAGGUGUUGACUUAUGGUAUGCUCACUAUGAUAAUAAUCCAUCAUUCUCUGAUUCAAGCUUUUAUGAAUUUGGUGGUUGGACUUCACCAACUAUGAAACAAUACGCUGGUAAUGGAAAUGAGUGUGGUGUUAGCGUUGAUAUGAAUUUCUUUGGUUCUGGAACAUGUUCAGCAUCAACUGGUUCAGGUUCAGGCUCAUCAUCAGGUUCAUCAUCAGGUUCAUCAUCAGGUUCAUCAUCAGGUUCAGGUUCAUCAUCAGGUUCAGGUUCAUCAUCUGGUUCAUCAUCAGGUUCAGGAUCAGGCUCAUCAUCAUCAGGAUCAGGCUCAGGUUCAGGUUCAUCAUCAGGCUCAGGUUCAUCAUCAGGAUCGGGAUCAGGUUCAUCAUAA
Molecule: messenger RNA, 894 nt
Organism: Dictyostelium discoideum AX4
Lineage: Eukaryota; Evosea; Eumycetozoa; Dictyosteliales; Dictyosteliaceae
Gene: cf45-1
Product: component of the counting factor complex
Exons: 7
Coding region: 1-894 (297 amino acids)
Biological process (GO): developmental process; glucose homeostasis; cell motility
Cellular component (GO): extracellular region
Molecular function (GO): lysozyme activity
Source: RefSeq, a predicted model, not a curated record